Messenger RNA from Lachnellula hyalina, 3051 nucleotides. Its product is annotated as White collar 1 protein. The transcript has 2 exons. Gene Ontology annotation, biological process: regulation of DNA-templated transcription. The record is from RefSeq and is a predicted model, not a curated record. Gene Ontology annotation, molecular function: zinc ion binding; sequence-specific DNA binding; protein binding. Lineage: Eukaryota; Fungi; Ascomycota; Leotiomycetes; Helotiales; Lachnaceae. The coding region runs from base 1 to 3051 and encodes 1016 amino acids. Gene Ontology annotation, cellular component: nucleus.
AUGAAUGAGUUCUUUGGGACUAAUAUUUCCCAGCAGGACCUACAAGGUCGGCUUGCGGAGCGUCGACAGCGAAAUGCAUCUGAUCGAGCUAUGAGCUUGUCCAUGGCUCCUCCCAUGCCGCCGCAGGGCAAUGAGGAUAAUAUGAAUAUGACGGGCAUGGUUGGCGAUUCGCUGGACGAUAUAAUAUUGCAGAACAACAAGGAGAUACAACGGCGGCAUAGCCUAUCGCGGGGUUAUUCAAACCAGUCGCUUGAUCGCAGAUCUUCAAUGCUUGAGUUUGGUUCGAGUGAUAGCAAUCUCAAUGGCUUUCAAUUCGGUUCACCAGCGCCAGGAUCAGGAGAUCCGCAUCUUCGACGACAAUCAGCCGGCGAGGUAGAGAUGAAUGGGGGGUUUGAAGAUAUGUCUUCAAACAUGACUAUGUCAGCCCAGCAGAUGGGGUAUACUGCCUCCAUGCACCCGCCAGAUCUAAACAUUGAUACGAGUGGAGGCUAUCCAGGAAUGCCUCACGAUAUGGUACAGGGAAUGAUGGGGUAUGGACCUAUGACUACGGAGGGAAUGAUGGACGAGGAUUCUGGUCUGAUAUUUGCGUCCCCAUCAUUCUCACAGACGUUUGGUAAUGGGGGUAUCGAAGCUAUGUCAAACAAUGAUUUCAUGAUGCCGACAGGAUUACAGGAGACCCUGUCGUCACAGAGCCGCGAUGAAAACGACAAUAUGCUACCAUCGAUACCCGGGCUCGGAAUCGCCGAUAGUCCUGGAAUUGCUUCACCAAGAGGGAUGAGCGCUUAUCAUUCCCCACUGACGCCUAAAAUGCCGUCCCUCCCACACCAUGAUUCCUCUUACGAUGAACCAACACCAAAGGCAACCACCCCAGUGCCUCCUGCAAAGUCGGAGUCUGUGGUGAAGUCCGAAAAGAAACCAAAUUAUGCAGGAAUCUAUUCAUCCAGUGGAUUCGACAUGCUGGGCGCGUUAAUGAAAGUGGCCACGAGAGCGAAUCCUGAGGUCGAUAUUGGAAAGGUUGAUCUGUCAUGUGCAUUUGUGGUUUGCGAUAUCACACUUGCCGAUUGUCCCAUCAUCUACAUAUCUGAAGUUUUCGAGCGAUUGACGGGAUAUAAUAAGCACGAGGUUCUUGGCCAGAACUGCCGCUUUCUGCAAUCACCAGAAGGAAAAGUCCAGGAGGGGGUUCAUAGAGACUUUACGGAUAACAAUUCGGUGUACUAUCUUAAGAAUCAGAUUUUGGCAAAGAAGGAGGCUCAGCGCAGUUUGAUCAAUUACCGAAAAGGGGGCCAGCCAUUUAUGAAUCUGCUUACCAUGGUACCCAUUAGUGGUGACACGGGCGAUGAGAUCAGAUAUAUUGUUGGAUUCCAAGUUGACUUGGUGGAAAAACCAUCAUCUUUGGAGAACAAAAACGCCAGUGGGAUGUACACAGUUGACUACUCGCAAGGCCAGUUACCAAAAUAUGUCUGGAACCCUCCCCAGAAUGUACAGCCACAGCUGGAUGGACAGACGAUUAGUCGGGACGAUGUGUCCACUGUUUUGGGUUCUAUCAACAAUCACACCGAGUCCGAAUUGACGAAGCGAAUGUGGGACAAGGUACUGCUUGAAAACACUGAUGAUGUGGUUCAUGUUUUGUCUCUGAAAGGUCUCUUUCUCUACUUAUCGCCAUCUUGUCGGAAGGUCUUGGAAUACGAUUCUUCGGAGCUUGUCGGUACGGCUUUAUCCUCCGUUUGCCAUCCCAGUGAUAUUGUACCUGUCACCCGGGAGUUGAAGGACACAUCUACCGGAGUAGCUGUCAAUGUUGUAUUCAGAAUACGACGGAAGAAGAGCGGCUAUACAUGGUUUGAAAGCCACGGCUCGCUAUGCGUGGAACAAGGCAAGGGCAGAAAGUGCAUCAUCUUGGUUGGUCGAGAAAGACCGGUAUAUGCACUAUCUCGCCAUGAUAUUGAAGAAGCAGGAGGAAUUGGCGAGAACGAAAUGUGGACCAAGAUCUCGACUUCUGGCAUGUUCUUGUUCGUUCCAUCUAAUGUGCGAACAUUACUGGACCGGGCACCAGAGGACUUAGUUGGGACAAGUAUUCAGGUUCUCAUGCGGCCCGAAUCCAAGGUUGAAUUCGGUCGCUCUCUUGAGAAAGCGAGGAGGGGAAGGAGAGUCACGCACAAGCAUGAGGUUUUGAACAAGCGAGGUGUGGUCUUGCAAGCCCAGACAACAUUAUAUCCCGGAGAUGCGUCUGAAGGCCAAAAACCAACGUUCCUUGUCGCCCAAACACGUCUGCUCAAAACAUCUUCGAGGUCAGCCACUCCAGCUUCCCAAGGUGGCGGUACAAAAUCUAUGAACUCCAUACAGCAUGGUCUGAAUGAUUCGGCUCUUAGUCACCCCUCCGGCUUCGUUUCGCAAGCUAGUUCGGAUAGGUCCAGUACAUCCCCCAACACUGUUGUACCUGGUCCCAUCACACAAGCAGGAGGCGGCGGUCUUGCUAUUGGAAGUCAAGAUCUUGCGCUGGCAUCAGAAGCCAACAUAUUUGAAGAACUAAAGACGACACGCUGCACAAGUUGGCAGUUUGAGCUGCGACAAAUGGAGAAGAGUAACCGAUUACUAGCCGAGGAGUUGAGUAUUCUACUAGCAAAUAAGAAGAAGCGAAAGCGGCGCAAAGGGGCCGGUCAUCUGCAACGAGAUUGCGCAAAUUGCCACACACGACAAACACCCGAAUGGCGACGAGGACCUAGCGGACAGAGAGACUUAUGCAACAGUUGUGGAUUGCGGUGGGCUAAACAGACCGGUCGCGUAUCUCCCCGCACCUCGACCCGCGGUGACGGCUCGAGAUCCCAACAUAGCACGUCUCCUGUGAGCUCGUCCCCCUUACAACAAGAAGUACCGCAAUCAUCACUAUCCAACACGCCAAACCUCAACCCGAACCCGAAUUCCUCGGCUGCUCCCCAGAGCCUAGGAGGCAGAAGCACGGCGGAUAGUCAGCCGGUACGCGAUCAGAGUAAGGGCUUUCGGGAAGGUGGAGAUAGGGGCAUUACGAGGAUUGAGGAGGAGAGUGGGAAAAGAUGA